Molecule: messenger RNA, 2614 nt
Organism: Hippocampus zosterae (dwarf seahorse)
Lineage: Eukaryota; Metazoa; Chordata; Actinopteri; Syngnathiformes; Syngnathidae
Gene: pxylp1
Product: 2-phosphoxylose phosphatase 1
Exons: 5
Coding region: 328-1908 (526 amino acids)
Biological process (GO): glycosaminoglycan biosynthetic process; dephosphorylation; chondroitin sulfate proteoglycan biosynthetic process
Cellular component (GO): Golgi apparatus
Molecular function (GO): phosphatase activity
Source: RefSeq, a predicted model, not a curated record
ACUACUGAAAUAAUUCAUGUGCUUAUUGUUUCAGCACAAUUAGACUCAUUCCUGCUGUGUUUGUGACACUUACAAAAUGUAAACAAAAAUCCUACAUGCUUGCUUGUAUGGUCUUGUGGAAUUUUGGGAGUGUGUGUAUGGCACUGUGCUUUAUUUGGAAUUCAUUUGUAUCCAUAAUGUGUUUCAGUCCUUAACAAAAGUCCUUUUUGUGUAUGUGCCUGGACAGAGCAGUUUCCAAAAGUUUGUUUAGCUGACGCAGGCUUGGGUCAAUUGGUAGGGGGGGGGGGGGGUGACAAAGUAUGGAGCACAGACUGGCUGUGGUUCUGAAUGGACUGCAGUGUGUGUAGCUGUGCCUCAAGUCUGGGUGCAGUCGACAAAAUGGUCUCCGCUGUUGCAGCACGCGUUCUCCUCUCCCUCAUCAUUGUCAAUUUACUCCCUACGACUCCUCUUGUGGAGGAGGGACCUGUCCAGGCUGCUGAUGGAGCUGUUCGGGUGGCCCAGGGCAAGACCAGAAAGCGGGUGUUCCCAGUGUCCCACAUUCAGAAAACCAACCCCAUAUCUGAAGCCUACGGCUACUGCAACACCCCCAGCCCUACUGAACAAGCCUGGGAAGGUCACAGUCCAGCAGACUAUAAGCUCCUGUCUGUCCAUGUGAUGAUUCGCCAUGGCGACCGUUAUCCUCUCUACUCCAUCCCCAAGACCAAACGGCCAGCCAUCAACUGCACCCUGUCCACUAGCAGGAAUCCCUCACAUCCUCUGCUGAGAUCCUUCAUAAGUCACAUGGGCAAGGGAAACCUUGGGCACUGGGAGUCCCCAUUGGCAUCUCUCCCUCGCUUCCCCAAUCACAAUACUUGUGAGAUGGGAGAGCUCACACAAACCGGUGUGGUGCAGCACCUAUGGAAUGGGAAACUCCUCCAGCAAGCCUACCGGCCUCACAGUCUUGUCCCCUCUGACUGGUCACCUCAACAGGUAUGGGUGGAGACGACAGCGAAGAGCCGCACACUUCAGAGUGCACUGGCUUUUCUCUAUGGCUUCCUCCCAGAGUUCAACUGGAAGAAGCUGACCGUACAUCACCAGGGAAGUACGUUGUUCUGCGGCCCCGCCUGCGAUUGUCCUGCCAGGAACCGAUACCUUGAGGAGGAGCAGAAGAGACAAUACCGGCUCAGAGUGGCCGAUGUGGAACUAGAAAGAACUUACGCCGACAUGGCACGCACGUUAGGUAUUCCAACACGUAACCUCCGGGCCGCAAACCCAAUAGACUCUCUGCUGUGCCACUUGUGCCACGGCCUUUCUUUCCCAUGCGUUUCCAGGAAAGACGGUAGCACAGGCGAGUGUCUAACAAUACCCCAGUUUGCUGCCAUACGUCGUCAACAGCUCGAUGACGAAAAGGAUCGCAGAAGAGUGGGACUGUAUCGUAAAUAUGCAGUCCUGGCAAUGUACCCCUACCUCAACCGAACCGCCACCAAAAUGGAACGAGUAGCCAAGGCCGCCACAGGUAGCCGGCCGCCAAGAGCGGGAGGCGAAGAGAUAUUCACGCUCUCGUCUGCUCAUGACGUAACUGUGGCACCUUUGCUGAGUGCCCUGGGACUGGAGGAGGCCAGGUUUCCACCUUUUGCAGCAAGAUUGGUAUUUGAAUUGUGGAAAAGCACCUCAGCGUUUCAGGGACAAAAGGAGCCGGAGCUUGGCAAAGGCGGGAGGCCAAAAACAAGAGAUGGAGGAUGUUUUAUCAGGGUAUUUUACAAUGGAGAGGAUGUAACGUAUGAUACCACGUUCUGUCGCUAUCUUGACCGUCAUUCCAGUCAGCCUCUCUGCCCUCUGAAAAAGUUCCUUUCUUUUGUCAGGAGAGACAUCUUCAGUGUUGUCAAUGCUACUUCCUACCAGCAGGCCUGUUAUAGUCGUACAGGUUAACACAGGGUCAACCAUCAUGAAUGGGUUGGUGGCUAUGCAACCUAUCUUUCUUGGUGUCUGGUUUUGUUCUUUUACUUUUAAUGAUGAAUGGGAUAGCAAUGUUUUUUUAUGUUGUUUUGGGGCGCACAGACAUAACUCCAUUUACUAAAAAAAAUAAAACCCAAGAAAACAAAAGGCUAACAUUCCAGAGAACAAACACAUCUACCACUGCAGUCGAUGAAAUAUUUGUAAAACCUUAUAAUGUUUACAUUACAUCAAACUGACAAUGAUCUGCCUUUUUAGCAAGGGCAUUUUUAUGAAGCUCCUGUUUUUAUAGGAAGAGUGAGGCCGGGCUCUUGAGUUAUUUUAGCAAUAAAAUUCUUCUGAAUUCUCUCACAAGCAUUGUGGUAAAACAUGGUUCAAGAGAAUGGAUGUAGCACUAAGACACUUUAUUCUACCGCCCAGAUAUGGAACCAGAAAGGAAAUAGUAAUUUUUAAACAUUUUUAAAUGCUUGAAAAAAAAGACAACACUAAAGAUUGAUAUUGUAUGCUGGAUGAAACAUUUCUAGAAUUUGUGUUCAAUUGUGUUUAUGUGCAGCUUUUGUUUUCUUAUUAAAUCUUUUUCAAAGGUUUGGGCAAGUUUGCAGUUUAGAAAAUACACCUUUUGACAUUCAUGUUAAAACAUGACCUGACAAGACAAUAUUAUUAAAAUUGGCAUUGGAAAACA